UCUGUUCUUCUGGAUCUCUUCGGUAUACUAAUCCAAAUACUAAGUAUGCAAACAGUAUCAAGCACUAGCGCCGUAAUCUGUUUUCCGCAUAGGUCCAGGGAUGAACGGCUGACAAGUCAGAAAGGCCCCGCAACUGCAAUUUGGUUCCGAUUUACGAACCCUAAUCAUACAUAUAAUUCCAAUCAUCUCCAUAUGGGUGGUAUGCAGGAAGUAACAUUGCCUAGAACGGGUAUUGCAUCCCUGGCCUCUGGUGCUGAAAGCAAAACUCCUUUUUUGAAGCUUUUUGUGCCCGUCUACUUUUUGUUUAACCUUUUUAUUAUCCUCUUUUAG
Messenger RNA from Periconia digitata, 330 nucleotides. The record is from the annotation of a GenBank genome assembly. Lineage: Eukaryota; Fungi; Ascomycota; Dothideomycetes; Pleosporales; Periconiaceae.